AUGAUCUACAUUUUUUGGCCCAAUACUUUAACAAAACUCCGAGCUCAAGAUUGCGUAGUUAUAGGGCUUUGUUGCGGUCAAAGCGACCUACUGGUUCUAUUGCUAGCUUCAUUAGAAGUAUCGAAUAAGAUAAGUCAACCCUACCGAAAUAUAGGCGUUUUAAAGACGAAUGGUGAAUUUGAGUGUCAUCUUGACACUGAUGACUACAGCGUGGUCAUGUUUAGACCUCCCAAUUUGAAUCUCAUGCAGUUUUAUUCUUUGAAACCUAUAUCCCUGAUACUACCUGACAGAGACACAUCGCAGCUGUUUGAAUCCAAAAGCAAGCAUAUGGCAGGGUUUCGAGAGCGUGGGGGGCCACCUAGUUCCUUCAGAGACAGUCUUAAUGAGAUUAACUUGUACCAUCGAAAAUUGGAGCACUUCUAUCGUGUUCAUGAAGAAUUGAGGUUGAAAUCUGAAAAGAUAUCAUCGUCUAGAUCAAGGUUACGAAAUUGGCUUAGAAAUUUGGGCACUUCGCGAUUGAUUUCCAUUUUGCAUUAUUUGGUGAUUUACUUCACUGUCACAUUGCAUUUCAUAGCCAGUGGUGUAUCGUCACUGCUUAACAAAGGCCCUGUACCCCUCGUAAAUGUCUCUGUCACUGCACAACAAAUGGAUUUGCGAUGUCAGCAAGUUUGUUAUUUGCCAAUCCAGUUUUUACGAAUUUAUGGUAGGAAGAGUGCAACUACUUCGCCUCCGCUGCGUCCGUUGGAGACAAAUUCUUCUCGUACCUUUCUGUGCGAAAUGUACCCGGAUUACAUUCGAUUUUACAAUACUCUUUGGUUAGUUGUGAACGAUAUUUGUUUCGGUCUAAUCAUAGGAGCUUUGCUCCGCGACAACCGGUUCAAAAUUUCUGCGGCCGUAAGUCGCUCCUUAGAGGAAUUUCUUUACAAAAAAGUACGGUUCAUGACUGUAUUCUUGGGUGACAAUCCGUUCGGUAUAAAACUCAAUGGUGAAUUGGCCAAAUUCUUAAGCGAAUUGUUCCAAUGGAUUAUCGAUUUCUCGCACGAAACCUACAUUAGCACUAUCAUCCGUUAUCCCAGCGUUGAAUUCAUGGUAGAUGUCAUAUCUGGCAUUUGUUCCUUGUUCGGAGCCAAUUUCGCGUUGUCACUUAUCGCGGAUUUGGUUUCACUGCUAUCAAUGCAUAUUUCGCUGUUCUAUUUCAUAAGUGCCAGGAUCUACAAUUGGCAACUGAAUCUGAUGCUCACACUGUUCUACUUAUUUUGCGGGAAAAAACGUAACGUUUUAAGGAAACGUGUCGAUGGAAACAUGUUUCAGCUGGAUCAAUUGCUGAUGGGCACUCUGUUCUUCACGGUCAACGUGUUCUUGUUACCAACUGUCGCGAUCUUCUACGCAUUUUUCACUUUACUCAGAAUAGUCAUAUUAACGCUGGAAGUUACACUGGAAUCCACAAUGGCCAUGUUGAAUCAUUUCCCGCUGUUCGCACUAUUGUUGCGUUUGAAAGAUCCUAGAAGAAUACCCGGCGGCAUUUAUUUUCACCAAUUGGGCAACGACGGACGCAUGUUUCGCUUGGAAAAUAAAUCAUUGAGCUUGCGCAGCAUGUUCAAGCCGUUUUCAGCGCUAAUGAGUUACACGACGAACACAUACAUUUCGUCGACUACUUUGGCCCGAUGUAUCGUCGGACUGCCAAUUCUCGUCCAAAGACGGAGAAUGUACCAGACACUGUAUUUUUCAUUGCCCACGAGGCCCGAAACACCGCGUGAUCUGUGGAACCUUUUGAAGACGACACUUCCAUGA
Lachancea mirantina is the source of this 1791-nucleotide messenger RNA. The record is from the annotation of a GenBank genome assembly. Lineage: Eukaryota; Fungi; Ascomycota; Saccharomycetes; Saccharomycetales; Saccharomycetaceae.